Messenger RNA from Lycium ferocissimum, 2011 nucleotides. Its product is annotated as splicing factor Cactin-like. The record is from RefSeq and is a predicted model, not a curated record. Lineage: Eukaryota; Viridiplantae; Streptophyta; Magnoliopsida; Solanales; Solanaceae. Gene Ontology annotation, molecular function: protein binding. The coding region runs from base 60 to 1970 and encodes 636 amino acids. The transcript is spliced from 12 exons. Gene Ontology annotation, cellular component: cytoplasm; spliceosomal complex. Gene Ontology annotation, biological process: mRNA cis splicing, via spliceosome.
GAAAAAAAAAAAAACAAAUUUAGAGGGUGGUUUGGGCCAAAUAUUUUGAAGGAAGAAAGAUGUCGUCAAAGUCGAGUGGGCGAAGGGAAAGAACCCGCCACCGGUCGUCCGAUUAUGAUUCCGACCAAAAACGAAGUAAGAGGAAGGUCACGGAUGAAGAAAUUAACGACUACUUGUCCAAGAAAGCUCACAGAAAGGCAAGUAAAGUGGCAAAAAAGUUGAAGUCUGAAACAGUUUCUGGAUAUUCCAAUGAUUCUAAUCCUUUCGGUGAUUCUACUCUCAAUGAAAAGUUUGUGUGGCGAAAGAAGAUUGAACGUGAUGUUUCCCAUGGUGCGUCUCUUGAAACAUUUUCAAUUAAAUCGGAGAAGAAGAGGCAAAGAGAAAGAAUGGCUGAGAUUGAGAAAGUGAAAAAGAGGAGGGAGGAAAGAGCUAUUGAAAAGGCACAUCAUGAGGAGGAAAUGGCAUUGUUAGCAAGAGAGCGUGCCCGGGCCGAGUUCCAAGACUGGGAGAAAAAGGAAGAAGAGUUUCAUUUUGAUCAAAGCAAAGUAAGGUCAGAGAUUCGCUUGCGUGAAGGGCGGAUGAAGCCAAUUGAUGUUCUCACUAAGCAUCUUGACCCUUCAGACGAUUAUGAUGUCGAAAUUAAUGAACCAUACAUGGUAUUCAAGGGUUUGUCUGUAAAAGAGAUGGAGGAACUUCAUGAGGACAUAAGAAUGCACCUCGACUUGGAUAGAGCAACACCAACACAUAUAAACUAUUGGGAGGCACUUUUGGUAGUUUCUGGAUGGGAGCUCUCUGAAGCACGAAAGAAGGACGCAUUGGAUAGAGCUAGAGUGCGUGGAGAACAGCUACCCCCUGAAUUAGCUGCUGAAGAGAGGGGUUUGCACUCAAGCAUUGAAGCAGAUGUGAAGUCUCUCUUAGAAGGAAAAACUUAUGGGGAACUGGAAGCCCUUCAAUCUCAGAUUGAGUCACAGAUGCGCUCAGGCACUGCUAAAGUAGUUGAAUAUUGGGAAGCUGUUGUAAAACGUCUGCACAUUUACAAGGCAAAGGCUUGUCUAAAGGAAAUACAUGCCAAGAUGCUACACAAGCACUUGGAGCACCUUGAAAAACCAAUAGAGGUUGUGGAUAUUGAGAAAGCAUGGAGUUCAAGGCCCGACGAUGAAGACGAUGAUCAAGAUGAAAAAGGUAAAACUUUGUCCAGUAUUCUAUUUGGCCUUCAAGUAAUUGCAUUUAGUUCACUUAAUCGUAAUCAUCAAUGUUUAGACGCUGAAAGUCUAGUUCAAGCUCAAGAGCUCUCUCCAGAGCCCAUUGAGGCACUGGAAGAAGAAUAUGCGGAGGCUGGAGCAUACUCGCCUGAGCUUGUGCAUGGCGAUGAAAAUGAACAAGCAUUUGACCCUGAAGAAGAUAUUGCCAUUCUGGAAAGGAACCGUUUGGCAAUUUUGGAAGAACGGCGGCUUCAGGAAUUGGCUUCAAGAUCAACUCCCUCUGAAGACAACUUUGAGAAGAAGGCCUUAAGAUCCAUGGGAGCCAUUGAAGAAGGUGAAGCAGUUUUUGGCUCUAAUGAUGAAAUUAACCUGGACUCGCAGGUUUACUGGUGGCAUGACAAAUACCGCCCUAGGAAGCCAAAGUAUUUCAAUCGGGUUCAUACUGGCUAUGAGUGGAAUAAGUACAACCAAACUCACUAUGACCAUGACAAUCCACCCCCAAAAACUGUGCAAGGAUACAAGUUCAAUAUCUUCUAUCCUGAUCUUGUUGACAAAUCGAAGGCUCCAUCUUACACAAUAGAGAAAGAUGAAGAUAGUUCUGAAACUUGCAUUAUAAGGUUUCAUGCUGGGCCCCCUUAUGAGGAUAUAGCAUUCCGUGUUGUUAACAAAGAAUGGGAAUAUUCACACAAGAAGGGUUUCAAGUGCACAUUUGAGCGAGGAAUUUUGCAUGUGUAUUUCAACAUCAAACGCCAUCGUUAUCGUCGUUGAUGCAUUUGGAGGGAGAACUUGCUCUGUUACUCACGUGUACA